CAGUCGGGUAGCGAUCUUGCCAGUGAACCGUACGCGCGGCGCACACGUGCCCGUACCUAAACCACGCCGCUCUGCUCUCGGUGCCUUUGCCCGCUUCCCAUAUUAUGUAAUACAAAAAUAAACUGCGACUCAGUAAGCGGAGCACGUGUGCGCACCGGCUGUCGUACGUCGCCGUCCAUCCAUCCAACAUUCAGCCAACAAUCGUGACAUCAAUCAUUCUUACCUAUCUACAAACCCGUAUCGCAUCAAUUACCUGACGAUUCGCUAGAUUCUCAAUUAGCUCUAGUUGAGUGCAUCGUUAUCUGGACCUGUGAAUUGUUUGGAUCUUGUAUCUUCUUGGUGUUUUUUGUGUUGUGUGUAAAUUGUAAUCAAGUGCAAUGUCCAACUCCGUGGAGCAACAGUUUGGCGAGCUAAGUCUGUCCCAAGACGAGCAUGAUCAAAUGUACGAACAGGAAGAUCAUCAGGACAGCCGGUCGUCAAAAGUGCUGAUCAGUGGGCUGCCCCUGCACGUUCGGUUCGACAACAUCGAGCCUCUGCUCUCACAGUACGGCAACGUGCAGCACUGCGACAAAGCCAUCUCGCGCGAUGCGAACACCCAAGCGGUGUACAUCACCUUUGAAACCCCUGAACAGGCACAGCAGGCUAUUAAUCUCCUGAACGGAUUCGAGCUGGAGGGCAGCCGCAUGAAGGUGGAGCCGGCCGAGGGCCCGGCGCGCGGGGGCCGGCGUGGCAGGCCUGGCGGCGGCCGCGGCGGCGGCGUACCAGGCACCGGCUCGCGCCCCACCGACUUCCCGCUACGCCUGCUCGUGCAGAGCGACAUGGUGGGCGCCAUCAUCGGCCGCCAGGGCAGCACCAUCCGCCUCAUCACGCAGCAGAGCCGCGCCCGCGUCGACGUGCACCGAAAGGACAAUGUCGGCUCCUCCGAGAAGGCGAUCACCAUCUACGGCAACCCCGAGAACUGCACCAAUGCGUGCAAGCGCAUCCUAGAAGUUAUGCAGCAGGAGGCCAACAACACUAACAAGGGUGAGAUCUGCUUGAAGAUCCUCGCUCAUAACAACUUGAUCGGCCGCAUCAUCGGCAAGGGUGGCAACACGAUCAAGCGUAUCAUGCAGGAGACCGACACCAAGAUUACAGUGUCGUCCAUUAACGACAUCAACAGCUUCAACCUGGAGCGCAUCAUCACCGUCAAGGGCACCAUCGAGAACAUGGCUAAGGCGGAGUCGCAGAUCUCUGCCAAGCUCCGGCAGAGUUACGAGAACGAUCUGCAGGUGCUGGCGCCGCAGAGCAUAAUGUUCCCCGGGCUGCACCCGAUGGCGAUGAUGUCGACGCGCGGUUACUGCGGCGCGCCGCCUCCCUUCCCGCCGCCGAUCUACGCGCCGCUGUCCGGCCAGGGCGGCGCGCAGCAGGGCGCCGGCGACUCACAGGAGACCACAUACCUUUACAUCCCGAACAACGCGGUUGGCGCGAUCAUCGGCACCAAGGGCUCGCACAUUCGCAACAUAAUCCGCUUCAGUAACGCGUCCGUAAAGAUCGCGCCCUUGGAGCAGGACAAGGGUGAGGGCGCCGGUGUGGGCGUCGGCGUCGGCGUGGGCGUGGGUGUGGGCGCCGGACCGGGCGCGGGCGCAGGCGCCGGUGCGGGCGCCGCGGCUGCUCAGCAGGAGAGGAAGGUCACCAUCGUGGGAAGCCCUGAGGCGCAGUGGAAGGCGCAGUACUUGAUUUUCGAGAAGAUGCGCGAGGAGGGCUUCAUGUCCGGCUCGGACGACGUGCGGCUGACUGUGGAGAUCGUGGUGGCGUCGUCGCAGGUGGGGCGCAUCAUCGGCAAGGGCGGGCAGAACGUGCGCGAGCUGCAGCGCGUGACCGGCUCGCUGAUCAAGCUGCCGGAGCAGCCGCAGCCGGCCAACGCGGCGCACGACCACGAGACCACCGUGCACAUCGUUGGCCCGUUCUACAGCGUGCAGUCGGCGCAGCGGCGCAUCCGCGCGAUGGUGGCGCAGGCCAGCGCGCCGGGCCGCCACCGCCGCGCCGCGCAGCCGCCGCCGCAGUAGGCCGCACCCGCCGCCACCCGCCGCCACCCGCCGGGGCCCGCCGUAUCCGUUGUAGCGCCGACAGAUAACUAGACCCCGCCCGCCUGUCGCUCCUCGCGCACGGACCGACGAUAGCGCCGACUGACGCCAGUAGUAUUUCACCUGUCUUGUAGCGUACGCAUUAUUUGUUUCCAUACCCGUUCAGUAUUGAUCGGUCGACCCGACUCACACGUUUUAUAAUAGUUCCGCUAGCGUGCGAGAUGAAUUUAUGUACUGGUCAACAGUUGGUGUCUAUUUAUGUUUAAUGGAUGGUAUCUAUAGAAUGUAUCUAUAAUUGAUUUAUAACUUACUCAUUUACAGUAUAUUUAGUAGCAAUUAAAGAUAGAUGUUAUAGACUGGUCGUCUACCAAACUUUGUAAUCCAAUCUAUUUACAAUUAUCUUUGUAAAAGUCAAUGUUUUUUAAGUCAUCAAUUUUGGCCAGUUAUGUUGCCGGUAUUGUUAUUGUAGAUAGAUUGAGUAGAGAGAUUGGUACUUACUCGGUUUUCACAUGCAGUGUCUCAUUUUGAUUGUGACUGACUGAAUAUUGAUUUUUUUUCUAGGGAUAAAAGAUAAUGUAACAAUUAUUCAUAAACAAAAUGAGUCAAUGUCCAAGUGGGAACUGAGCUUACGUGUAAUCCUUUGGUAUUAAAAACACGCAAGUGUACAAAUUAAUUUAAAACGGUUGAUGUGAAGUUAUUCCAUCAGACUUGAGAACAGUAUUGCAAAAAUUUCAUCUUUUUUUAAAUAGUUGCAAUGUAUACUUAAAAAAUGUCAAUAUUCCAUUUCAACCACCGUUUCGAAAGCUUAUUCGGACCUACAAAUCGAUCACUGCGAAGGUUCUAGUUAUUUGGCGCGCAUAUACCAAGUGCACACCUUCAAUACAUGUUCCUCGUUUGCUAGGACGGUCGCGUGCGAUCCCGCGGGAGCUGAUUUUUAUUUUGUCCUCAAUUUAAAUUGUAUAAUUUUCCCUAUUAAUAAUUAUUAGAUUCCUUCCUCAAGCGCCGACGUGCUCGCCUGUGGAUCGCACCGAUUUGACUCGCAUUUAUAAAACUAUCAGAUUUAAACAGAUGUUUUUUAAGUGUAGAAUAUAAUUGUAUAGGUAACUUGCGUAAAAUCUAGUUAGGAUUUAAAAUCGUACGUAACUUCGGAUACGUCGGCCCUACUGUAACUUUUUAAUAUCGUAAAGCUAUGUCCCUACCGCGCUGAUAUUUUUGUAUUCGCCCAGGCGUCUCCACCGCCGGUGGGGACACACCUUUACAUUAUAUGUCUAUAUUAUACAUAUAUCUGUUUAGAAGUUGUGAAUUCUAUAACUGACGAUAUAAGACCGGAGCGCGCGCUUGUAAAUAGCAAGGAGUCCUCUCGCUCGUUGUUGAUCGAUGUAUUAACUAUUAAACUAGUAGUAAAUAAAUAUUAAUCUUUCCGCAAUUAUACAUGUUGAAGACUAUUAUAUAUAACUAUAUAUAUUUUUCAUAUACAAUUAUUUUUCAUAUAAACAGUUGACCCAAUGAGAUAUAUAAUUGUUAGAUUGUUUUCUUACCGUUAAUAUAUAUCCGAUGGUUACAUUGCAAUAGUUAUCCAUAUUAAGUUCUUAUACAAGUGUUAAGUAGACAAUGCAAUUAUACAGACGUGUAUUUUGUUUCGUUAUUGAGAUAGAUUAAUCUGUUACAUAAGAUACAUACGGUGUGUGGGUUGUAACAACUCGGGACGGAUGAGUCGCAGCACUGAGGCUCGCUACGGAGCGUGGCGAGGACGCUCCGCCGGUUCGCUUUACCUGGCCGCUACACAUAUACGUUCCACUCGAUAUUGAUUGUUGGACGUUGACUGCUGGUUUACGAUUUAUUUGUAUAAGUGACAUUUGUUGAUCGUUUUCUUUAUAAUUUUGUUAGCUUUAUAACGGUUUUUUGUGUCGUCGCGUUAACAGGGCACUCGGCCGCGCCGCGCGCUUGCAGCGCCAGGCCGCACGGCCGCACGGCCGCACGGCCGCACGGUCGCUGCGGCCGCACGGUCGCUGCGGCCGCUGCAGGCGCGCCCACGCGCCCCGCGCUUGAUGCGACUCUAGUAUUUGUGUUAUUAUUGUGCCAAGGGAGAUAUAUUGUGAGAUUAAGAUUUAAGUGAAUGAUAUCAAAAUUGGAAAGCUUAGAUGUUUAUAUUUAUGAAUGUGAUAAUAAUAUAUGGAAGUUGUGGAACUGGAUGUUUCACGUUCUAGUUUCGAUCUUGUCAUCUUAAGUAAGUUAGUGUAUAUUAGUUAGGUGGCAGCAAGCUCCGGACACGAAACCAGCUCUCCGAGUAGUUAACGGGACUUGCCCGCUCCGCUACACCUACUUGUGCCGAUUGCCUUUCACAGAGACGCUGUUGAAUUUUAUGAUAAUGUUUCAAUUUGAAUAAUUUAAUUAUAUUAUUGCAUACAAUAGCUUAUUCCGGAAAUAAACUAUUAUAUUAGUAAUCCUUAUUUCAAUUUAUUUAUAUAAUAAACAAUUUAUUAUUAUAAUAAUUAAUAAUUUAUAAGGUAUCUCUGUGAAAUGCAAUCGUCACCCUGAAAGCGCCGAUCUCGCUGUAUCAAACCACUUCCAAAUAUUAUUAAUAAAUCUCGCAAUUGGACUACGAAAACUACCGUUCCACUGCGCUUGGGUAAUAAAGUGGGUUUCUUAAAAGUAUUCAACGAUUUGUAUUACGAUGUAUCGGUAUAUUCUCAAACUAACUUUAUGAAGCGGGCAGCCCGCGUACCCAGGCGCAGGGCCAUGUAUAACCACGUGAUCAACUGAUCGAUCUGGUCAGUCACACCCAGACGUGUUGACGGAAGGCGCGCGCCUGCUCCGACGGCGCGACAAUCGUACUCCGCUACGAGUGCGAAUCACAUCUCUGCGAUUAUACACACGCUCCGCAUUGACGGUCAACGUUGCCGUGCCUACCGUAAAUCAUGUAACAAAUAAUGAUAACUAUAAAGUUUGUUAUAUUUUACGUGUUGAACGAGCGCAACGUUGACUUGCAAUGAAAUCUAAGAGCCAGCGCGCACGAGCAACUUUGUCUCCGCAACUAUUUUGUCUCUCCCAUCUCAUCCACGCAAUUGUAUGGGGAGUUGCGUCGCUACGUGCGCGCACUUUCAUACUAGCCCAUGGGUGGGAGAGACAAAAUAGUUGCGGAGACAAAGUUGCUCGUGCGCACUGGCUCUUAAGUAUGAUAUGAAUAAAAUUUAUAUGAAAUCGGAAUCGGAUGAAGAUCGGUACAAAUCACAAAUAAGCAGCGCGUUGCCCGUUGAGUUUUUUUUUUCUAUUUUUUGCUUUUUGUUAUAUUAAUAACUCAAUUGUGUCGUGGUCCGAUCGGGCCGCUCGGGGCUCAAUGGGUUAAAUUGUGUAUGCGGCGGGCACGCGUUGUGGAAUAACGAAUAUAAGUUGUAAGAAGGGGGUGGCCGUCAGUUCUUAUUGGAAGUCCCGGCUAGCUUAUGUCGAUAAGCUUCGGUCGCAUGACGCGCGCGUUCCCUUCUGGCAUGUGCACGUUUUGAUUACAUUGUUUGAUUUCGCUGGCUCAUUCAUCAUCGUGUACAAUCGGUAUCAAGUACUUGUGUACAUUUUUUUUUAACAUUUGAUUGGUCCUAAUUAAAAAUCAUCGGUGCAAGUCAAUUUGACAAUAAAUACAUUUUAUAAAUCUUCUGUAUAAGGUAGAGAUUUUUCACAACGAAUUCUGACGAGCCAGCGCUUUCACGCCGGACAAAAUUGUUGUAACUACGUUCCAUACAACCUGUAUUCGUUUUUCCUCGAUUAGUAUUAGUACAAAGAUGCGUACUUAAAUUAUAACAGCAGUGUUCCGUUCGGCCGAAACGUCGGCUAAUUACUUGACACACAUUCCAUAAUGUAUUUUUAUAUUCGUCAUGGUGUCACUCUCCUCGGAGACCGGGCGUCAUCAGCGGGCAGGACCCGAACUGCACCACUCCGACAAUAUGAGACGCAUAACCUCCAGACCCGAAACGUUCACACAUUUAAUUAUUAUCAGCACGAUAUAGUUUCUUUCGACCACCGAUUACUACUUCGCGAGGUGUUUAAUUUAAUUUUAAGUGAUUUGGUGAAAGUUUUCGUUUUCGAGGCAGAGGUUUAUGUCGG
Molecule: messenger RNA, 6158 nt
Organism: Colias croceus (clouded yellow)
Lineage: Eukaryota; Metazoa; Arthropoda; Insecta; Lepidoptera; Pieridae
Gene: Imp
Product: insulin-like growth factor 2 mRNA-binding protein 1
Exons: 8
Coding region: 378-2045 (555 amino acids)
Biological process (GO): nervous system development; regulation of gene expression
Cellular component (GO): cytoplasm; nucleus; cytosol
Molecular function (GO): mRNA 3'-UTR binding
Source: RefSeq, a predicted model, not a curated record